AAAAAGCAGUAGUUUAUUUGCAAUGAUAACAUUUAAUGGCCAAUAUAACGAGUACUAAACACAAAUAGAUAGAGCGUGGAGAGUAGCAUAAAUAGAACUUCAGCAAUCCACGAAAACGCAGUGAUCUAUUAUACGCGCAUCACGUCUCAAAGAAAGAAAAAUCAAAAUGAACAAGGAUAAACUUUCUAAGAUACAGUCUAAGAAAGGCGAAUCAGAUAGUUACGGAGGCAAGGAGUCCGAAAAAUUCGAUAAAGGUUGUGAGGAACCAAAAAAAUCUUGCGAACCCGAGAAGAAGAAGGAAGGCCGUGCAAAUCUGAAAAGCCAAAAUAUGAAUCUGAUACCAAAGAUUAUGGUAAAGAUUCUGAUUCCGGCUACGGCGGAAAAAAUAGCAAGAAAUACAAUAGUUACUAGAAGAUACGUAUUUCUUGUGUUUCCGAUACUAUGCAGAUGUGUGACUAUUAAUAAACCAGUUAUCCAAUGGCCAUCACGUUAAGAUUA
This is a messenger RNA of Nasonia vitripennis (jewel wasp), 498 nucleotides long. RefSeq lists its product as uncharacterized. Bases 167 to 493 code for a protein of 108 amino acids. The transcript is spliced from 5 exons. The record is from RefSeq and is a predicted model, not a curated record. Lineage: Eukaryota; Metazoa; Arthropoda; Insecta; Hymenoptera; Pteromalidae.